CAUGUGUCUUUUAGUCUUACCCUUGUGCCUGUAAUUGAGUGACAUAGCAUCGCCAUCAUCCACAUCCUAUCGCUUGUGGUGUUCGGUCGAGGAAGAUGAGCAAUCAUGUCUGACCUGCCAGACUAGAAGCAAGUGCCAGAGCAAGAGCUAAGCAAUUGGCGGCGACAUCAUUAUUUAGCAAGAACUGGAAUAGAAGUUGCAAAAGAAUCAUGGUCGUGGGGGUCCGACAUGAUCUUACAGACCACCUCUUUGGCGAUGUACCAGAGAACAAAGCGUCAGCCUCUCGCUGGACGGGUCAACACAACCGGUCAUCGUUUUGCACCUCUGAUGCCGAAGCGGAUCUCACAGCACCAGGAACCAAGGGUGCUGUGAGCCGCAGCCCUCAAUGGUCUUCUUCUACCUUCUUCUCCAGAGCAGCGUGGCGAAAUCUUCUCCGUCCCGGCAACAUCCGCAGCUACCCACCACGACCCCUCCACCACGACACCUCCUUCAUGCUCCCCGUGCCCCCUACCGCAAUGAUGGCCGCCGCCGGUGCGGUCAAGGAUCCGGGCGGCUUCCUCCAGGACCACGGCGACACGUUGCUGGAGCUCGGGAAAGACGCGAUGGGCGGCGUGAUGGACAGUUUGUCCGGUGGCGAAGACGAGGGCCCACCGGUCGCGGACCAGAUGCCGCCGAAUGUGAGGACCAAUUUGGCCCAGUGGCUGCAGCUGAAGAAAUGCGGGUAUUCCGGCUGGAGAAAAGACGAGGGAGUACACCCGGAGGUGACCUUCGGCCGGCCGCAAGGGUUCGUGCACGUUCGGUUACUGGACGACAAUCCGAAUGCAAAUUUGGACGAGAAGAACCAUGAAGAUGUAGCGUCCAUCUCCUCUGGAACCGCGACGGAGAGAAGUUCUGUGGACAAGGAAAAAACCGUUUACGGCGACUCACUGGGCGAACUUUCCAGAACCGCCAACCACGGGGAGGUACUCGACACGCCGAAAAACCGCGCUAUGGUCUACUGGGACGCGACGUACUUUUUGAACGGGAGCAACAGACUCACGCCGCACAUGAAGGCGAUUCAGGAACGGACUCCCUUCUACAUCGACUGCAGGCGGAAACCGAACUUGCGGUUCGAAAUCGAGGUGGACGUGGAGCACCAGAUGCACCAUCUCCGAACCCAGUUCAUCCCCGGCGACCUGAAAAAGCAGAUCUACACGAGCAUCAACCCCUUUUCCCACGGGGUGAAACAGUUGUACGAGAUCAACGAGAACCAGCGGGUCAGGCCGGAGAACCAGAUCCCGCUCUCCCUCGACUACCAAUCGAGCUACGAUUUGGAGCACGAGAAAUCCGUGAACCGGCAGGACACUUGCAAGCAAGUCUGCAAAAACCACGCCUGCCCGCCGAUGCGGUCGCACGCGGAUGAGAAGGGCGUCGAUGAGUUCUCGUUUGCGCGCGCGAACUGCCGGGAUGAGUGUGUAGCGCCAAGCUAUUUAGAAUUCGAGGGGUUUGAGGAGGAACGAAAAGGGUUGAAUGGAAAGUGGCUGAUGGCGACUACCGUUCCGCCGUCUAAUUCCAGCCCGAACAACAUCGCUUUCGACAAAAACAACCCCCCACCGCACUACCCGCCGGCGUACUUCAAAGUUUUGGACAAAACGAAGGGCUUAGGGGAUAGUCUAGAAGCGGCGAUGGACGCGGCUUGGAAGAAGGGGGAGGAAUUGGUCGAGCAGGCGACAGUAUGGAUUGCAAAAAUGUCUGGGUCGGGAAGAGUGCAAACUUGUCAUGCAGAAUUUGCAUGCCCCAUAAGGUCUGGAAUGCAGGACAUAGCAUGACCGAUUCUGCGAGGUCUCUAUCAUGCCUGUCCUGCAUGAGAAAUUCCCUCUCAUGGUGGUCAGAAAAGGGCGUCUUUUGUUGAUCACGCAAGACAGAGUUUUGUGUGAUCCACAGGACGCAUCACAAGUCCCAUCCUUCCAGACCCAGACAUUUUUACAUUUGAUAGACAGAAAAGUUUGAUGAAUUUGUGGACAAGGGAAAAGACGCGAUGGACCACACGGGGAAGAAUCUGAUGGACAAGGGGAUCAGCAUGUUUGGAAUGGGUUCCACCUCAGAAACAGACGAAAACGGGGAGCCGAAACUCGAAGACCCGAAAGGACACGGACACCCAGAAGAUGACAUUAUUCCCGAAGAACCCGAGCCCGAGCCCUCGAAGCCGACGAAGUACAAAAAAGGAACCCUGGCAGCUUUCCUGAAGCACGACUCGCCGGAUUUGAUGCAGGAAUUCGAAAAGGCGUACAAAGUGGCGGUGUUGCUCUACAACCACGAGCACGACCACAAGUGGGGCUUGUACGUCGCCACGAGGAACGGGGAGCACGAAGUCGUCCAGAAAAUCGCGGAGUCGACCGGGCGGGACAUUCUGCUCCCCUCAAAGGUGACCCAGUGGGUCGACAGUUCCGUGGUCGGUGGGAAACCGUUCAAGAACGAACAGGACCAAGCGUACACGCCGAAAGUUUUGUACGACUUCUGCCGGCCGGACGGCUUGGAAACCCCCAACGCGCAGAUCCGGUGGGGCGCGCGGAGGGUGGUCCACUACACCGCGCCGCGGGUGGAGAAGCGGAAGGACAUUCCGGACGUUUUCGAGUACCAAUGGUACAAUCGGAUGUCGGCAGGGAACAAGGAGGGAAGACUCUGUAAAUUCCAACGGAAGUGGUCGGGCAGGGUUUUGAAGGCGAGAAUGGAGAUGCUGAACGGGAGCAGUCCGGAUGUGGGCAGUAUCUCGUCCGCGAAAAUAAAGCAGCAGGAACAGAAACUUCUGAAAGAGCAGAGUGAAAAAUCUUCAAAGGAUUCGAACGCACCCCCACCACCUCCCCCGCCCACCCAACCUCAAGCCUUCCUCGUCGACCCGAAAAGUAAGAUCAAGGAUGAGGAUGUGUUCCGGAUCUACGAAGCAUGUCGCCGGCACGACCGCGCGAUCGACAAAGAUCUCGGGAUGCUAGGUGAAACAGCGGACGACCACGUGGGCGGCGACAACACGACCCAUCUUCCAACCGAUGACCUCGACAUCGAGACGGCUCCCCGCCGGUGUUUGGAUCCGAAUGUGGAACAGGACAUCGACGCUAUUUUUUCCGGAAAAGAGAUCACCAUCGACGAGGAACACGCGCUGAAAGAGCUCGGGAUUGGCGGGAAAUGGUACCGACUACCCCAACCGUCGGAGCCGAAAAGGUUCCGGCAGGAGUACAUUCAGGAGGGGGGACGGCUGCAUUUGUUCGAAAUGCGCGUCUCCCCGGAAUUGUCGCCGGGGAAUAUUUCCGCGGAUUCGAAAAAGGAUUUGACCAAGUGGCACAUCGCACCACUGUCCCACCCAGUGAAGAUCAACGGGAACUUCGUUUACCCAAAACCGCCAAUCACCCUGAAACUCCCGGAAUUGCAGCACGACGUGACGAAUCCGGCGAUCAACUCUCUGAACGAUUUGCGGGGGAAGUACGUGCCAAGGGUUAUCGAGGAAACAUUGACUGACCCGACAACGGGGGAAAAACCUUUCGUCUACGAUUUGCCGAACAAAACGGACCCAGCGCCGGGGAUGAACGAAGAGCUCGGCCCCGACGCGACGUUCGAGCGCAUCCGGCUGGAUUUUGGGGCGAGCCUAGAUCUGAAAACGCAGGACGACGUGUGGCUGGAAGAUAGCCGUGUGAUGGAACUGCGCGGAAACAAAACCCGAACGGCCGCCGAGCAAUCGGAGUACGAGGACUUGCUGUUAUAUCCAGGAAAAAACACCCAUCCACAUCCAAUUUGUCAUGCAAAACAUACAUGAAACUCUGUGUUUGUCAUGCAAAAAAUGGAUGUGGAUGGGUUUUUUUCUGUGGAUAUGUUAAAGCGGAACAGAACCGGGCAGUGGGUCUUGAAGAACCGAGACGACAUCGCCGUCAUCGCCGAGCCGUUCGGCGAUCACAGUGUCACGCCGGAUAAAGUUUCGCGCUGGUUUUACCUGAACCCUUACAAAAGACACGUGACGAAUGAGAUUGCGAAGGUGAAGUGGGAAACCAGUUUCAACCGGUUGACCAGCACGGACAACGAAACGGAUCCGAAGCCGUUUUUCGAAGUGGAGAAUUGGCAGAACGGGAGGGAGAAUGUCACGGCGUUUGAAUUUGAGAAGAAAACGAUGAACAGCAACACCAUCGACAGUGAGGUGCAGAAUAUCUCGACGAACAACUCCUUUCCGGUGUUUUGGCCGGGACGACCGUUUCAACACGCCACGAGAACGCCGUGCCAGACCGGAAACUUUCUCAGCGGAGCGAAGUGCCAUGGGGGAAUAUCGGUACUCAGAACAAGUUUUGUGGUGUGUGUGUGUUCCGUGUGAUCAUGUUGCAUUAUCUGCAAUAAAUUCGUAGAAGAUGUUGAAAUCGUAGAGCUGCUAGAGGGUCAAAUUAUUUACGCAGCAUUCUAGUGAAGAAAAGCCGUUACGUUAACAGGCCGCCCUCCAGAUGAUGCGCGAGCAGAUCGCGAAGUGCAUUUCCUCCGACCCGCCCUGCGUGAAAACCUACACGCCCCAAGACGUCGCCGCAGGGUUGGCCGGCCCCGUCGACCCGAACGCCCCGCUCUCCCACGGCGUGGAGCAGUGCGAAACGCUGUCCGGCGAGGUCCCCAACGUGCAAACGCCGAUGGAACUGGAGCAGGAGGGCCCGCAGGGGUCGAAGCACGCGAAGGCACAGAAACAAGAGGAAUGUCGGGGGUAUGGGGCGGAUGUGGAGAAGUGUCGGAGGACGUUGGGGUGUAAGGUGCACGAAAAGGUUCUGGACGAGGAUAACAAAACGUAUUACUGCGACCUCGACGUGAAGUACUUCGGACCGCAGUUUCCAGUCGAUGAAAGCACUUCCAGUUUGUCGACGGGAGCGGCGUUCAUGUGAAAUUUUUGAAGUAGAUGGAAGAUGAUUUUGCGUUCCUGGUGAUCUCGGUACACCAAUUACACCGACUUUUGUAGGAUCAUGUCCGAUUGCUUUUUACUUCGUUUCGAAGAAAAAA
Amoebophrya sp. A120 is the source of this 4992-nucleotide messenger RNA. NCBI's taxonomy places the organism in Eukaryota, Dinophyceae, Syndiniales, Amoebophryaceae. The record is from the annotation of a GenBank genome assembly.